Messenger RNA from Schistosoma turkestanicum, 231 nucleotides. Lineage: Eukaryota; Metazoa; Platyhelminthes; Trematoda; Strigeidida; Schistosomatidae. The record is from the annotation of a GenBank genome assembly.
AUGUUAUCAUCAUCAUCAUCAUCAUCAUCAUCAUCAUCAUCAUCAUCAUCAUCAUCAUCAUCAUCAUCAUCAUCAUCAUCAUCAUCAUCAUCAUCAUCAUCAUCAUCAUCAUCAUCAUCAUCAUCAUCAUCAUCAUCAUCAUCAUCAUCAUCAUCAUCAUCAUCAUCAUCAUCAUCAUCAUCAUCAUCAUCAUCAUCAUCAUCAUCAUCAUCAUCAUCAUCAGAUCAGUGA